This is a messenger RNA of Aspergillus calidoustus, 744 nucleotides long. Lineage: Eukaryota; Fungi; Ascomycota; Eurotiomycetes; Eurotiales; Aspergillaceae. The record is from the annotation of a GenBank genome assembly.
AUGCGAGAGAGAGUCGGCAGUAUUGCUGGAUGUCUGCAGAAGAAUGUCCGGAAGAGAAAGAAAGACGGCGCAGAGAAUAAGGGUGCUGCGAUCAGGCUAUCCGGGGAAGCGGCGAGGAUAGCGGGAAAGGAGGGAGCUGCUGGAGCAGUUUCUGCUGCUACUGCUGCUGCUCACGCAAACCGGAUUGUUACGGACGCCGCGAAAGUCGCUGAGGAAGCCGCCAAUGUCCCUACGCAGGGCGAUAGCGACGAGGGUUCCCACAACAUCCGCGUCGUCGCUGAGAUCUCUGAGAAAACUACAGUUCUUGAAGACGGCGUCGCCACAGUUGCCGAGGAGGUCGACACUCAGUUUGAAGAGCCCCUCCACAAGAUCGACGGCGACAUCCAGCAAAUUAAGAAGGAAGCCGCCAGCAUUGCAGCCGAAAGCGCUGCUGGGCUCUUGGCGAAGCUUGCUAGUGAUGAUAUUGUCAAUCGGAUUCUUGCCGAAGUGUUUAAGCUCUUAGUGGACCCGAACGUCGCUCUGAAAACUGCAGGGGAUUUUUUCGAAAGCGCAGCUGACCAAGCUGUACGAGACUUUAUCUUUGGGGUGACGGCACGUUGUCUCUGCGCUUUGCGUGGCUCCCUUGGUAGCAUUCCACCACUAUAUGAAGAUAUCUUCAAGGAUGGCCCAAACUCGGACGCUCUCCGGUACAUCGUUAAGGAACGCUCGCAGAUCGUUGUCGAAUUCCUGCAUCGACCUCAUUGA